AUGGCACAGCCUGCCGCCGAUGAGUUUGCCUCAUCAGCGCAGCCUGCUGCCGCGAACUCAAAUGAAGGCUCGAAGUCUGCAUCUCGUACCGGGACGCCGGCAUCUCGACUGUCGCCAGGAGCAGCACCUUCAUCGUCGGGGUUUCAAGCUGUCAAUUCUCGCGCCAUCCACGAGAAUGCACAACGACCUGACAGCCCAGCGGCCGCACAACGACUGCGUGAUAGCUCGUCUGACCUGACACCGCCAGCCGGUGACGCCGUGGUCGCACAAGGCGCUCCACAAACAGCACAAACUUCAGCAUCUUCGCACCCAUCGAAGCUGCCUUCACAAGUCGACAAUCUGGAUGGCACGAUGGCCGAAACCACAUACGGCACACGCUCGCGCAACCGGACAAACACGCGCCCUAAUUACGCCGAGGAUCAGGAUAUGGAUUUCGAGUACUCUUCUGCUGCCACUACCACGACGAAGAAGAAGGCGGCCGCGCCUGACGCUGCGGCCUCGGCUGGCAUCAGCAAUUCCGACUCGAAGCGCGCCCAGGAGCCGGCGUCGUCUUCUGCAGUCAACAACAAUGCCAGCAUCGGUUCAGGCGCCAAGGAAUCGACUCCAGCCCAUGGAUCCGGCGCUGCCACGGGAACUUCGAAGAAGCGGAAAGCUGCCGGAAUGCCUGCCUCUGCAUUGCAAACGCCAGCGUCGUCGACGCCACCCCCGGCCGCGUCGCGAAAGUCGGCAGGAGUGGUUCCGUCGAAUGCGGCACGUGAGACUAGCAUCAUGACGUUCAACAAGCACAGGAGCUGCCUCAAUAAAAAGGGCGAACUCGUGGCAGACGACGGCACGAAGCUGAGCGUUAAUGAUCACGUGUACUUGGUAUGCGAACCGCCAGGCGAUCCGUACUAUCUAUGUCGAAUCAUGGAGUUCUUGCAUGUCGAGGCCGACAACCCAAACUCACCCAUUGAUUCGUUACGGGUGAAUUGGUACUAUCGACCUCGAGAUGUGCAACGAUUCAGCAGCGAUACGCGACUACUGUUCGGCACGAUGCACUCGGAUAUGUGCCCACUUACCUCAUUACGAGGCAAGUGCACGAUCAAGCACCGAUCAGAGAUUGAGGAUCUGGAAGCGUACCGAAAGGAGCGCGACAGUUUCUAUUUCGUGCAGGUGUUUGAUCGUUUCAUCCGACGAUCAUACGAAUGCAUUCCGGUCCAGCAGAUCAUCAACGUUCCGGACAAAGUCAAGAAGGCCCUCAACGAGCGAUGGAAGUUUGUGGUUGUUGAGAUUGGUCGUGUCAAGGAGCUCACCAGCGCCGCCAAGACAUGCAAGAGAUGCGCGAGAUUCUGUGCUACGACCGACUCUGUGGACUGCGCGAUAUGCAAGAACUCCUACCACAUGAAUUGCGUCCAGCCACCUUUGCCCAAGAAGCCAUCCCGCGGUUUCGCAUGGGCCUGCGCGCCUUGCAGCCGCGCAUCUGAGAAGAAAAUGGAAGCUCGCAACACUCCAACGGCUAGUGGCCAUGUUACCGAAGCUGAAGAAGAAGAUGUCGUAGAGGAAGAAGUCCCCGCUGCCUCAAACGAUACUACUCGGGCCCCUAGCCCAGGUGGCGACGAUAUGGUCGUGGAUGAUCACCCGGCGACGCAAGCAGAGAUCGCCCUGGCUAAGAUGUGGCCUAUGCGAUAUUUGGGAAUCCACGCUCGUGUUGAGGAUGCCCUUCAGUACGACGACCGUGCCAUCUAUCCUCGCGCCAGUUCUAGGCUUGGACCGCGACAUCAGGCCAACACGAAUAUGUGGCAUGGACGGCCGGUUGAACUUGUCAAACCUGCAGAGAUCAAGAAGCGCUACAACAAGGGCGCUUCAGGGAAGAAAGAAGGCAAACUAACGAAGGAGACUGUCGCCGCGAUGGAAGCAGAUCGUGAAGAGAAAGCCAAACGGCCUAAAUGGGUGCAGGACGAGCCGACUGGCUAUGUCGCCAGAGGAGAGGAUUACCCGAACGAUGAUCCUCGGUGCACGGCCAAAUUGAUGUUCAAGAUGCCUUCAAUUCAGGAACAUCCCAAAGCCAUGAGGGGAGACGACCCAGACCCUGCACAACGACAGGAGAAGUACAUCCAGGACUACGUCACUCGAGCGAAAGCUCUCUCAAGACAAGUCGGCGUGCCGCCGUUCGGAACGAACUUUCUCGACAAAGCUCUUGAAUUGCUGACAGCCGAGAAGUACGACCAAGAUAGGGCGCUCAAGAAAUUGUCGAAGGUGGACAGAGUCAAAGAUCUACAUGAGCCGGUGCUUAGCAAGUCUGACCUGAUCAAGUUUGAGGAGGGCGUGGCGAAGUACGGAUCUGAACAUCGGCUCAUUCGACUGCAUAUGAAGACGAACCUUCCCAACUCCGACAUUGUACGAUUCUACUAUCUCUGGAAAAAGACGCCCAAAGGACGCGAGAUUUGGGGCAACUAUGGUGGUCGUAAGAAGCGGAAGGCCGAGAGUGAUACCGGCGCCAGACUGCAAGCUGAGGUCGCCAAUGAUGGAGACGAUUCGGCAUUCGACAAUGACAAAGCUGCACGGAAAGGUAGGGGCUUCCAGUGCAAGUUUUGCAGCACACAAUACUCGCGGCAAUGGAAACGAGCUCCUGGCGUGGCGCCUGGUCAGACAGCCCUUGCCGAAGGCAAAGGAUCUGGCAAGGACAAGAAGGAGCGUCCAUUUCUGGCUCUUUGCUUACGAUGCGCUGGGCUUUGGCGCAAGUAUGGCAUUCAGUGGGAGGAGAUUGAUGAAGUCACAAGGAAGGUGGCUCAGAGUGGAGGUAAAGGUCUCAAGCGCAGGAUGGACGAGGAGCUGUUGCGAGAGCUCAUUGCGGCCAAUGAUGCAGCGAACUUACUACCACCAGAGCAAGCUGUUGCGUCAGUGCCAUCGAUUGAAGGUGGCGAACCCCCGAAGAAGAAGUCUAAGACGGAGAAGGCCGCUCAGCAAAUUCCUGUGGCACCCCCCAAGCCUGAGAAGCCUCCUCCGCCACCGAAAGAACCAACACCACCUCCCCCGCCGAUCGUACCGAAUCAGCCUACUUGGAAGGCGUUGCCGUGCGCAAUCUGCAAAGGCAUCGAGGAUACGAUUGGAUGCACACAUUGCAAGUUGACUGUGCAUCGGAAGUGUUUUGGUGUUGGCGAGUUUGAUGGCGUGCGAGCGAAUGGCGAAACACAUUGGGUCUGCGAGCAAUGCCAAAACGACAAAAAUCCACAGGUGUCCACGGAUUAUGCUUGCUGCCUGUGCUUGAAGGAAGAGACGCAGGUCGAUCUCGUUGAGCCGCCAAAGAUUUCUCAUAAGAAGAAGACCGACCGUGAACGAGAGAAAGAGCGCCUUGAAAAAGAGCUCGCGGACAGUCUGCGCACAGAAUAUCGCGCUCGACAGAUUGCCCACAAUCGACCUGUCCUGCCGCGUGAGCCUCUGAAGCGAACGACCGGCAACAAUUGGGUCCACGUCCAAUGCGCCAUGUGGAUGCCGGAGGUCAAGUUCAGUAGCGCAAGCGCACUGGAAGUGGCCGAAGGCAUCCAGUCCAUUGCGCAAAGGCGCUUUGAAGAGGUGUGCAAGUUUUGCAAGAACAAAGACCACCAAGGUCGGGUCCGAAGCAAUGCAGGCGCUUGCGCAGAUUGCUUUCAGUGCGGAACGAGCUUCCACGUAAGCUGCGCUCUUGACGCUGGAUGCACUUUUGGCUUCGACGUCACGCCAGUUAAAAACUCGCGCAAGGACCAAGUUCCGACUGCAACAUUGGGAAGUGAGACUGGCGCAGUACAAGCUAUCAUGCUUUGCAAAGAGCACGUUCCCAAGAACCCUCUUCAUCCUAUCAAUGAAGUGGUCGAUGAGAACGGCACAACAGCACUGCAGGUUUUUGCUGAAAAGUACAAGCAGGCAGAUCUGGCUCUGACUGGGACGGUGCGCAAAGCAGCGCAGGCGCAGCUCACGAAAGAAAAGGGCCUUCCAGCUACUGACAAGAAUGGUAGCAGGAGAGAAUCUGGAGCGCAUAGUAUCGCGGCAGCUGUUAGGCGUGGCGCCAGAAACUCGACAGUGGCAGAACUCAAGGCCGAAGCGACCAAUGGAUCAUCUGACGGGGAGAGCGAUACGCAUCAGCGCCGUUGUGUCAAGUGUGAUGUGGACGUAACGCCCAAAUGGCACCCCAUCGUCAAAGAAGAGCCGCCCAAAUCGCCUAGGGAUCAGAAUGCCAUGACUCUGGGUGAGAUCGCCGACCUCAACAAGCCUUCAGAACCACCUGCGAGUCGUCCAUCUGAGGCGCCGAAGCCACAGCACAUUCGCUUCAUGGCACCUGGCGCUAACGGUCGUGCUUGGGAGGGCAUGCCAGAGCGUUAUGGUCCGCGACCUACGCCAAGUGGUGAUCGCAGCUCGAGCGAUGUAGGGGUUCCUGUUGGUACUCCUGUUCGAGAUCCUUUGGCACCACCAACCGAAGUCAACGGCGCCGGUGACGAAGUUUUCCACAACCAUGCUUUGCCACAGUACCAGAAUCCCGCAGCACGCUUGAGUCCGCCAAGAGGCGAGAAACAGCAUGCACAGAACAUGCAGCCUCAAGAGUGGUUAUGUCACAAGUGUUUCUUGAAGAGGAAGCUGGAUCCUACACCACCGCCUGAGGAGAAGCCGAGCAGGAUGACUCUUUCACCACCACGGCAGUUCCCACUUAUACUUGAUAACACAAAUCGCUCACCGCAGCCCUCAGCACCGCCAACGAUCGAGCAACAAUUCGAGCUGUGGGAUAGGCCGCCGCAGAGGCAGACACCAGCACCUCCUCCGCCGCCGCCGCCGAUGAUGAACGGUCUUGGUCCACCAGCACCGCAUUAUGGCCCAACCGGUCCGCCUCAUGGCUAUCCACCUCCUCCACACUUUGGCCAGCAGCCUAACGGCUAUCAUAACGGACCACACCCUCAACAUGGAGGCCCGCCACCGCCUCACUUGGGUGGUCAUUCGAUGCAUGAACGGCAUCACAGCCAUGGCGGAUUCGGAUUCGGCCAUGCGUCACCACAUAUGCCUUUCUCACAGCCUUCUCACGCACCUCCGUCCCAUCACCGACCUCCGACAUUGAAUGGAUUUGGACCGCCUGUGCAUGGUAAUGGCUUACCAUCACCCCAUACAUCUGCGCCUCCACUACACUCGCCGACGUAUGGACCUCAUAUGUCACAUCACCAACCGCUGCCAGGACCGCGUCCAGAGCCUGGCUUUGCGACACAAUUGCAGCCACUUGGCACUCCAAUGCACAGUAGAGACCAUGCAGGAUUCGGUAGGCCACCCUCACAGCCAUUCGUGGAGAGUGCAUCCCGUCCUCGAACCCAACCACCGCCGAAUGCGCAGCCCGCCGUGUCGAAUGGUCAUCCGCACAGCACGCCGCAGCCACAUGCAGGAAGCCCAGUCCCUGGCAGUGAGCAGCCCUCGACGCCUCGAGUAGGAAAUGGUGCUUUUGGGCCCAAUCCAUCAGGCGCCAGCGCUUCGCCCAAUCUGAUGAAUCUUCUUCACUAG
This is a messenger RNA of Fulvia fulva, 5490 nucleotides long. Its product is annotated as Lid2 complex component snt2. Gene Ontology annotation, biological process: histone catabolic process. NCBI's taxonomy places the organism in Eukaryota, Fungi, Ascomycota, Dothideomycetes, Mycosphaerellales, Mycosphaerellaceae. Gene Ontology annotation, molecular function: ubiquitin-protein transferase activity; chromatin binding. Gene Ontology annotation, cellular component: Lid2 complex. The transcript has 2 exons. The record is from RefSeq and is a predicted model, not a curated record. Bases 1 to 5490 code for a protein of 1829 amino acids.